Messenger RNA from Spirodela intermedia, 753 nucleotides. The record is from the annotation of a GenBank genome assembly. NCBI's taxonomy places the organism in Eukaryota, Viridiplantae, Streptophyta, Magnoliopsida, Alismatales, Araceae.
AUGUCCCGCCGGUACGACAGCCGAACGACGAUCUUCUCCCCAGAAGGCCGCCUCUACCAGGUGGAGUACGCUAUGGAGGCCAUCGGCAACGCCGGCUCUGCCAUCGGAGUCCUAGCCAGAGACGGGGUCGUCUUGGUCGGGGAGAAGAAGGUCACUUCGAAGCUUCUCCAGACCUCCCGAUCUACCGAGAAGAUGUACAAGAUCGACGACCACGUCGCCUGCGCCGUUGCCGGUAUCAUGUCUGACGCGAAUAUCCUCAUCAACACUGCCCGAGUCCAGGCACAGCGCUACGCCCUCGCUUACCAGGAGCCCAUGCCCGUCGAGCAGCUUGUCCAGUCCCUCUGCGAUACCAAGCAGGGUUACACCCAGUUUGGUGGUCUCCGUCCCUUCGGCGUGUCCUUUCUCUUUGCCGGUUGGGACCGCAACUUCGGUUUCCAGCUCUACAUGAGCGAUCCCAGCGGUAACUACGGCGGCUGGAAGGCGGCUGCCAUCGGGGCUAACAACGCCGCGGCCCAGUCGAUGCUGAAGCAAGACUACAAGGAGGAGCUCACCCGGGAGGAGGCGGUACAGUUGGCACUCAAGGUGCUCAGCAAGACCAUGGACAGCACCAGCCUCACCUCCGAGAAGCUUGAGCUUGCUGAAAUCUUCCUGUCGCCGUCGGGUGUCGUCGAGUACCAUGUCUUCUCCUCUGAGGCGCUCGGGAAAUUGCUCACCAAGUUUGGGGUAAAUCAGGCUGCCUCCUCUGCAGAGUGA